Molecule: messenger RNA, 1269 nt
Organism: Dioszegia hungarica
Lineage: Eukaryota; Fungi; Basidiomycota; Tremellomycetes; Tremellales; Bulleribasidiaceae
Exons: 6
Coding region: 1-1269 (422 amino acids)
Source: RefSeq, a predicted model, not a curated record
AUGACCCACCGCUUCGAGCGUCCGUCAGCAGACAUAUAUUGCACAUCCUCACACCAAAGACCAACUCCCGGCCUCGAAGCUUCGGGACGAGCAUUAGUGGUAGUGGUAGAACCCAACGUGAACACUGGCCCCAUGGCUGACGGGACUCACGCGACGAUCGCUUUGCUUCGAGCGUCACUCGACAGCCAAUUGCUCACUCACAUUCGCACUCCGCCUGGAAAACGCGUGUCCUUGGCCAAAUUCAAGGCAGACCAACUGGCCAUCAUCGAGCAAGACUACAUCGGCGACAAGGACCUCAUUACCGAGCACCAUGCGAAUAUCAAAGACUUAUUCUCUACCCGCGACUUUACUUUGACAAGCGCCGCGACGGACCUGAUGAAUGGCAGGAGCAUUGAUGACAUGGUUGAUGGAAUCUAUACAAGGAUCGAUGCUUCUCGGCUGGAGGACAGGGCGAGAGGUCUAUCGGAAGCCUCUGUAUCCACGAUCGCGUGGAGAGGACUGGCGGGAGAUCUUGACAAGCUCGACAAUCUGUUCUGGGAUCUGAAGAACCACGUGAAAGAUGAUGGUGUGGCGAAGAAGAAUCUCGCCGAGGCACUGUACAAAAUCGCUUGUGAUUGGAGCCGUCCCGACUCCUUCGAAGAGUCAGUGCGGGGGUUGGGUGGAAUGGAGGACGGAGUCUGGACAGGCGUGACGAAAUUUUACUCUGGGGUACAGGAGGAAAGGAAGGCAGCUUUUGCCCGAGUGGAGGAGGAGUCAAUGCGGGGCACCGACAACCAGGCCGACGGACUCUCAGACCUGGGUGAUGCGCGGGAGGACCAGGAAGGAGAGGAACGUGGGGGCGGCUCGAGUGAACCUGGAGGAUCGGUCAGAUGCUGGAUGCCGCAAACCGCGAAGUCGUGGCUGACGACGGCUGCUGGGGCCGGAGCCCUUGUCGGACUGGGGGCUCUGGCUUGGGGUUCGUCCCGUGGAGCGUCGGGCACCGAGAACGAGGAGAACUACUUUCACCGGGGCAAGGACCAAAUCCUUCCUGUGCUCUUGCGCGUGAGAACUCACGGAACGGAUCGCAUCAGCACCGCACAGACGUGCCACGGUGCGGUGCGGCUGACUCAGGGAGGUAGGAUGAAAGGGGCGGUCGCCAUGUCCGCUGCCGGCGCCAUGGCCCUGAGGAGUAACGAGGCCGAAAUGGAGACGUAUCGAGAGGGCUGGAAGAAGGCGAAAACAGCUUCGUUGACUGUAGAUGGGCUCCAAGCAGAGGCAGACAAGGUCUGA